This is a messenger RNA of Oncorhynchus mykiss (rainbow trout), 1869 nucleotides long. Its product is annotated as atypical chemokine receptor 4-like. Gene Ontology annotation, biological process: G protein-coupled receptor signaling pathway; calcium-mediated signaling; immune response. The record is from RefSeq and is a predicted model, not a curated record. Gene Ontology annotation, cellular component: external side of plasma membrane; membrane. Lineage: Eukaryota; Metazoa; Chordata; Actinopteri; Salmoniformes; Salmonidae. Gene Ontology annotation, molecular function: C-C chemokine receptor activity; scavenger receptor activity; C-C chemokine binding.
GUGCUCCCAGACUGCGGGUCAUUGUAGGGAGGGGAGGUGGAGCAUUGGAUUUACAAACGGGCUGACAAAAACUAUGAGGAGCGCAGUACCAUACUACUGGAUGUCUCUCCUGGAUUAAUUACCACUGCCUCAGCACCUCUACAUCUCCCACAGGAAGACACUGAGGUCCCUUAUUUCUCAGAAAACAGAGAGGAUGGAGGAAGAGGACUACGACUACGACAACUCCAGCUCCAACGACAGUGACUACUACGACGACUACCACUCGGUGUGCGACAAAGCGGAGGUGCGUUCUUUCGGCCGGCUCUUCCUGCCCGUAGUCUACGCCUUGGCUCUGGUGGUGGGCGUGGCAGGCAACGCUCUGGUCGUGGUGGUGUAUACGUCGCCACGGCGACUGCGGACGCUGACAGACAUGUGUAUCCUGAAUCUUGCCGUGGCCGAUUUACUCCUUCUCCUCACGCUGCCCUUCUGGGCGGCCGACGCCGUGCACGGCUGGCGGAUCGGAGUGGCUGCCUGCAAGUUCACCUCCUUCCUCUAUGCCACCAACUUCAGCUGCGGCAUGCUGCUGCUAACCUGCGUUAGCAUGGACCGCUACCUUGCACUGGUCCACAACGCUGGAGGCCGGGCCGCGAGUGGCCCGCGGGCCAGGAGACAAUGGAUAUUAGUGUGUGUUGUGGUGUGGGCCACGGCGGUUUGCCUGGGCAUGCCUGACAUGCUGUUCUCCACGGUGAAGCACUCGUCUCAUCGUCUAGCCUGCGCGGCCGUCUACCCCCUUAGCAUGGCUCGGCCGACCAAGGCUGCCCUGGAGCUGCUGGAGGUGCUGCUGAGCUUCCUCCUGCCGUUCCUGGUCAUGGGGGUGUCUUACUGUCGGGUGGGCCUGGCGCUGGUUAGGGUCGGAGCCAAUGUGUGCAGGGACAGGAGGCGGCGGGCCCUGCGGGUGCUGCUGGCCGUGGCGGCAGUGUUCCUGCUUACCCAGCUGCCCUACAACCUGGUGAAGCUGUGGCGGACGCUGGACGUCAUAUAUGGCCUGGUGACCGACUGUGACCUCAGUAAGGGUCUGGACCGGGCUCUCCAGGUGACGGAGAGCCUGGCGGUCACACACUGCUGCUUCAACCCAAUGCUCUACGCCUUCAUAGGCUCCUCUUUCAGAGGACAUGUCCUCAGGGUCGUCAAGCGCCUCGGACAGCGCCUCGGGGGGAGGUGGUGCGGUGGUCACUACGGCAAUGAGGAGCGGGCGUUGGAGAUCUCGCUAAAUACACACACCCCCGCCAGGCAAACACACUCACACUCUGUCUCGGAGGACGAGGACACCAGCACCUUCACCAUCUAACAUGUCUAAAAACUCUGAACUCUCAUUAUGGUGAGAGUGGCUCAUUACGGAUCGUGGUGACCGACAGGGCAAAUGCACAACACUUCUAUUGACUCUUCUGAAAAUACUUAAAGGGGCAAUCUGGGAUUCAUAAAAAACAACACAGCAGUCAAACAAGCUUAUAUUUGGGGUUCUGUUGGGGUAAAGCUCAUGAGGCAUUUAUAAGUUACAUUAUUCACAAAUAAAUGUCUAUAUCAUUCAUUUAAAAGGUCCAAAAAUGAAUGUACCAAUCACAGAUGUCCCCCCCUUUUUUAAAGCAGUUGCUCUAUACCAGCAUUUCGAAAAGCCUUUGCUAUACAUAUAUAACUGUUAAGUAACUUAGACAUCAAGAUAAAUCUGAAUUUGUCUAAGUAAAUAAUAUAUUACAUCUAGUCAAUCUUUAGUAUAGCAGAAUCUUGUGUAAAUAAAAUAAGUAGUUAUUAUGUGUUCCCCCCCACUAUUUCUCAUAUAUGAAAACAUCAAAUAAAUCUAAAAAUGAGAAGGAACGGCUCCCUCAAGCUAAA